CGCAGCAGUAAAUUCAACCACACCAGAAGGUGGCAGUAUUAUAAUAUUAGCCAGUUUUAAGCAGUCAUAGGCCUGUGUUUUUGUUUCACGUUGACUGUACACAACAGCUGAGGUAUUUGAGGGCAUGGUUUUAUUAUGCUAAAUAUUUUUAUCAUAUUUAAUGAAAUAUGAAAGAGGGUUUUACUUCAAAAUGUGUCGCUGUCAAAAAGUCCCCUUUGGAAUUAGCUAGCAUUAACUACUUAGCAACGGUUAACUAACUUCUUACUUUGCGGUACAGGUGAUAGACCAUAGAUACAAAGAGAACUGAAUUUAAUUCCCAUUAUGAUUAAGUGUUUACCCAAAGAGGUUCAGGGGAAGCUUCGCUCCGGUGUCGCUAUCCCCUCGCUUCAGCAGUGUGUGGAGGAGCUGAUUUUAAACAGCAUCGAUGCCGGGGCGACCUGUGUGGGAGUCCGAAUGGCCAUGGAGGCAUUUAAAAUUCAGGUGAUCGAUAACGGUGCUGGGAUGAGCGCCGAGGACAUGGACUGUGUUGGGAAUAGAUACCACACAAGUAAAUGCACUUCUGUGGCGGACCUGGACAACCUCAGGUGGUAUGGUUUCAGAGGGGAAGCCUUGGCGAGUUUAGUUUCUUUAGCCACACUUGUUGAAAUCUCCUCCCGGACCAGAUCAUCUGUAAAAACACACGUUAAAAUAUUCAAGGAGGGGAAGGGCUUGGAGGUCUUUGAAGCAGAGGCUGCUCGACCCUCAGCGGGCACAACUGUCAUCAUUUGUAACUUCUUCCACAACAUGCCUGUCCGAAGGAAGAGGGUUGAUGCCGUCCUGGAGGGUGAGAGGAUCAGGCACAGAGUGGAAGCUAUUUCCCUGAUGCACCCCUCCGUUUCCUUCACCCUGAAGAAUGACUGCACAGGAGCCAUGAUGGUGCAGCUCCCGAAAGCAAGAAACACUUAUCACAGGUUUGUUCAGAUACAUAAUCUCGGGCGAGCAGAGAAGCUGGGAGAAAUCAGCCACACAUCCAAACAGUUUGAAGUGAUGGGUUACAUUGGCAGAGAGGGCCACUACAACAACAGCUUACAGUUCCUGUAUGUGAAUGAAAGACUGCUGUUGAAAACACGUAUUCACAAGCUGCUGAAUGUUCUCCUGCGCCGACUUACCAGUUCGAACCAGAAGAAUGACAGUCCAGAUGGGCAGUCUGUCAUCAGAAGUCCAAAGCACAAGCGAAGCCAAGAUCUGUAUGGAGUGUAUAUCAUCAACAUUAAAUGCUCUUACUCGGAGUAUGACAUUUCCCUCGAGCCUGCCAAAACUCUAAUAGAGUUCAAAGACUGGGAUGGCAUUUUGCUCUGUGUUGAAGAAGCAGUGAAAGCUUUUCUGAGGAGGGAGAACUUGGUGGCUGUCAUUACUCAAGACGACUUGGACUAUGCAUCUCCAAGAGUGUUUGGAACUGACAAAACAGAACCAGAAGAGAACAGUGACAAAGGUGGCCAAACAGCUACCAGUAUUUCUACAAUGGACUGUAGCGUUGGCACGAGACUGGCAUCUGAAUCUGUUCAUCGUAAUCACACAGGUCACAGUGUUUCUAAAGAUGGUGUUUGCCUGGAGGCUAGAUCGGAUAAAAGUGAACAACCAGGCCAGCAAAAGAUAAGUACAAAUGAUUUGCAAAAUGUACACAGUGAAAAAGGUUUAAACAAUGCAUGUAGCGAUGAGCUGAUGUCUGAUCUGGCUACAGUGGAACCUUUAUCUUAUAAAAUUAAUAAAGAAGUGGAGCCCGCAUAUAGUGAAGCUGGGGAAGGUUCUAAUAUUUUGCAUAUUUCAAGAGAGCUACUUUUAAAAGAAGGAGAUGACAGCUUCAUUCAACAAGCCCAGCCUGCUUUAAACUACACUGAGAGAAUAGUACCUGACUGUCAGGAUACAAGCUGCCAUGCACAGACUUUAGUAAGUAAGAGAAAGGUCAGAUUGUCUGAUCAAUAUAUUCAAGAGAGUCUGCAGACUCAGGACCUUUUGCAAAACAAUAGGCCAGUAUUUCAGGAGGAAAGUUUAACAGUAAAAUCUGAAGAAAAAGCUUCUGUUGCGAAACGCAAAAUCUCACUAGACACAAGCAGAUCUUCUCAGAAACAAUACAGAGACUCUUCCUCUGUUGUCCCCUCAAAGAUUUCCAAGAUAAUUUCAUGCCAUAAAUUGUCUGGAUCUCUUGACAAGUUUCGACGAACAUGUGUUAAAUCUGGUGAACUCGAAUCACAGUUACCCAAGGCUCAUUUGAAGAACGACACUCCUCAGACAGACCGCGUCGUUUUGAAUACAUCAAUUUUCCAGGAAGUUCAACGAGAAGAUGAGAUGGACAAAGAUGAGGCAAAGAACAGCCUCCAAAGCCCGCCAACUCUCUCUAUUUUCACUAAGAUAAAACCAGAAUCAGCACAGAACCAAGGUAAAACAUCUUUGGCAGCUAAACUCCGUCAUUUGAAACAACAUGGGACAGAUGAUUUAGAGGUAUCAUUAGAUUUUUCCAGAAACAUCUCAAAGGAUACUAUCUGUGUCAGUACUGGAAUUGACGGUAACCAAGAUAGCAAUGAGAUUCCCUGUGACCCUGAGUUCAAUGUGAGGCCAGCCUCAGGUUGCAUUUUAAACCCUGAACUUGCUAUGAAUGAAGAGGAUAUCACAUCGAGCGACUGGCUCCAACAGUACGACGCAUCUGUCGGAAAGACAGUUUAUGUGAACAGAGUGACCGGGCUCAGCAAAUAUGAGGACCCAGCUAUGGAGGAAACUCAAGUGCGCUGCACGUCUGAUGUCACCAAUUUAGCAGUUAGUGUCAUUUCUGAAAUGGGGAUGGAAUACAGGUGUUACCCAUUUCAGGUGGAUCUAGUGUUGCCAUUCCUGCCUAAAUCCAGACCAGAAAGGUUGAUUAGAUCAGGGCCUGAUGGUGAUGUUGGUGAAAGCUCAAACUCACUUUUUUCAUUGUACUCAAAAUGGAAUAAUCCCGUGUUUGUCCGCCCUCCAAUGGUCGGUGUGGAUAUUUCCAGUGGACAAGCUGACGGACUGGCCGUAAAGAUCCACAACGUCCUUUUUCCAUACCGCUUCUCUAAGUCUAUGAUUCACUCCAUGAAGGUUAUUCAUCAGGUGGAUAAAAAGUUUCUUGCGUGCCUUAUUAGUACUAAGGAUGACGAGCUGGUGGAACACACUGAAACUAAAGGAAACCUGUUGGUGCUGGUAGAUCAACAUGCUGCACAUGAAAGAGUGCGACUUGAAAAUUUAAUUGCAGUCAUAGCUGUUUGUGCUGUCACAGAUUCAUAUGAAGAUGACCCAGAUGUCCCAGGAGAGAGAUGCCUGUGUACUUCAACCAUUUUGCCACCUCUUGGGAUCAGUGUAACAGAAGAGGAGAUAAGGCUGCUUAGGUCCUGUCAGCCACAUCUAAGGAGUUUGGGCCUGGAAGUUCAUUUUUCACGGGCAGCAGAUCUAAAAGUGUUUGUCGGGAAAGUGCCAUUGUGUUUUAUGGAAAAAGAGAGUAAUGAGCUGAGGCGAGGAAGACCAUCUGUUAUAAAGCCAAUUGCUGAGGAGUAUCUUCGAGAGCAGAUUGAGCUACUCCGCUCAACAGGUAGAGUGAGAGGAACUUUGCCUCUCACUGUUCUGAAAGUGCUCGCCUCACUAGCAUGCCACGGUGCCAUCAAAUUCAACGACACCCUAAGUAGAGAUGAAUGCUACAGCUUGGUGGCAUCCUUGUCUGCCUGCCAGCUGCCCUUCCAGUGUGCUCAUGGCCGUCCAUCUAUUGUUCCCCUCGUAGAUGUCCUUCAUUUGGACAAAGACCACACGGAAGUCCAGAAACCCAACCUCCGAAAGUUGAGAAGAAUGUAUAAAGCAUGGAAGCUAUAUGGGAAUACUUAAGGUCUCCCCCACCUGCCGGGCAGAGUCUCCUGUCGGGACACUCUGCCAGAAGACGCCAGAGGAGGCGAGCUCUCCAGCGUCCUC
This is a messenger RNA of Neolamprologus brichardi, 3951 nucleotides long. The record is from RefSeq and is a predicted model, not a curated record. Lineage: Eukaryota; Metazoa; Chordata; Actinopteri; Cichliformes; Cichlidae.